Molecule: messenger RNA, 2054 nt
Organism: Drosophila gunungcola (fruit fly)
Lineage: Eukaryota; Metazoa; Arthropoda; Insecta; Diptera; Drosophilidae
Product: nucleolar protein 9
Exons: 2
Coding region: 61-2043 (660 amino acids)
Biological process (GO): endonucleolytic cleavage to generate mature 5'-end of SSU-rRNA from (SSU-rRNA, 5.8S rRNA, LSU-rRNA); endonucleolytic cleavage in ITS1 to separate SSU-rRNA from 5.8S rRNA and LSU-rRNA from tricistronic rRNA transcript (SSU-rRNA, 5.8S rRNA, LSU-rRNA); ribosomal small subunit export from nucleus
Cellular component (GO): nucleolus; preribosome, small subunit precursor; 90S preribosome
Molecular function (GO): RNA binding
Source: RefSeq, a predicted model, not a curated record
UACAGCGUGUUCUGGCGCACGUUGAAAGUAGAUUUUAAUUUUAAUUUCAAUUUGAACAUAAUGGAAUCAGAUGGCGGCUCGAAGCGGAAAAGGCCCAAGAAGAAGGGCAAUCGCUUCAUGCGGAACGCGAAGGGAUUCGCCAAGCAGGGAAUAUUCGGCAGGGGAACGCACAUUGACGAUGAGCAGUUCAGUUAUUUCAUCAACAUUCUGGACGCCAUGAAGGUGGGAUUCGAGGACGUGGAGGAGCGGGUCAACAUGGCCAACAAUGUGUUCGAGCAGACGCAGGACCAGGAGAUCCACCUGGCCUCCAAUCAGAUCGUGUCCAAGGCGCUGGAGUCGCUGGUAGGAUUUGUGGACGACGCCCAGCUGGAGCGCUACUUCAGCAAGUUUGGCGACAGCCUGCGGCCUCUGUGCUCCGACCGCUUUGCCUCACACGUCCUGCAGAAAAUGCUCGAGAUUGCGUUCCUGCGCGGCGUCGGCAAAGCAGCCGUCCAGGAAACCAGCGAUGCCUCCAGCGCCAACAAGCGGGCCAAACCGGAUGCCGCCCAAGUGGAGGAGGAGUACAACCUGGAGGCCGACUUUAGCGAGGAGCACCGCGAGAAGUGCCGGCAGUUCGUGCUGCGCAUCUCGAAGUUCAUGCUGAACAACCUGGAGGACUUCGUUUGGGACACCUGUGCCAGCCACAUCAUGCGCACCGCCAUCCUGUCCCUGGUGGGCAUGCACGUGCCCAAGAUCGCCUUCGAGAAGGGCGGCACUGAGAUGGCCAAGCACCGCAAAAUGUACGCGGUGCCGGACGAGUGGCAGGAGGUGAUGAAGGAGUUCCCCCAGCGCCUGGAGAUGUGGCCCCAAUUCUCGGACUUCCCCUACCAGGAGCACUCGUCCAGCCUGCUGGGCGUCAUCUGCUUAGCACUGAGUGUGGCGGACAAAAGUAUGCUUAAGCAUUUCGGCAAGAAAAUCCUAACCAUCGGCCUGCUGAAGCCGAACGACGACGACGAGGAGAAGAUGGACACAGACACCAAAAUCGAAAUUAAGGACGAGGACGAUGAGGAGGAGAAGGAGAAGGAGCCAGAGGAGGGCGCUGAGCAGAAGCCAGCAGAGCCGAUCUUACCCAAAGUCUUCCACCAUCAGAGCUCGGUCAUUCUGCUCGAAACGAUUUUGAGCGUGGCAGGGGCCAAACUGUUGACCCAGCUGUAUGCAAUGCUCUUCUGCAACCGCAUCGCCUACCUGUCUCAGCAGCAAGGAACGAACUUCGCCGUCCAGCGCCUGCUCCAGCACAUCAAGGAGGUCCCGGACUUCGAGGCCGUCUUCACCGAACUCCAGCCGCACGUGGAGGCGCUGCUCAAAAUGGGCCACACCGGAGUGGUGUCUGCCCUGAGUGCCGCCUGCCUGCGUCUGGGCGCCAAGCAAGCCCAGAUGAUUGCCGCUCUGCAGAGUGCCCUGCACGUCAGCGGCGACAAGGAAAAGUCGAAGCUUUUCUUCAACUGCCUCGUCAAGCUGAAGCCCUUUGAGGUGGUGGGCGGCGACGAGUCCGGUUUUGUUCACCUCCACGGCUCGCUCAUCACCCAGCACGUGCUGCAGUUCAACAAGCCCAUCUUCCUGGUGAACUGCAUCCUCGAUCUGCCCGCCACCCAGCUGGCUCAGGUCUUCAACACACCCAACGGUUCACACAUCGUGGACGCCUUCAUGCAGAGCAAGUUCAUUGGCGAGAAGUCGAGAGAACGUCUGAUUCGCCAGCUGGAUGGCUUCUACGUCGACUUGGCCAUCACGCGACACGGUUCCCGCGUCUUUGAGCAGUGCUUCAAGGCUGCGCAGGAAGCGCAGAAGCUUCGCAUGGCCAAGGAGCUGUUUUCCAAGGCCAAUAUGCUGAAGGGAUCGCCCCACGGGCGCAUAAUCUACACAAAGUACCGCCUGGACACCUACAAGCUCUCGCCCAGCCAGUGGCAGGAGAGUUUGACCAAGCACCUGGACGCAGAGCAGCCAAAGGAGGCUAAGCGGAAGACGGCCAAGACGGCCGCCGAAGCUUUUAAGGAUAUACUUAGUUAGUACCCAGACUA